UCGUGUAAUUACUCAUACUAAUACUAAUAAUUAGACAUUUCUUUUAGUGAUAUGGUGUGUUCAGUGAUCGCCGUUUCGUUCCAAUCGUUUCAUUCGAUUGUCUGGUAAACGUGCGUGUGGUGUGAACAAAAUACAGUCUUGUAAAUAAGUCUCCGUUAGUUAUUAAUUAUUAUCAUUAGCAUCAUCAUAAUUACUAUUUUUGUUAUUUAUUAUAAUUUAUAAUCGCAACUCUCAAGUGUGAACAACUUGGACGCUUGUCCAUUAUCAAAAUGCCACCCAUCACUCGACAUCAGUUAAAAAAAACCGGUUUAAAAACUGAACCUUAUUCUAAAGAGAAUCGUCCAUUAGAUAGAAGAGCUGCUUUGUUAGAUCUUAUAACAAAUAAUGGUACUAAAACAACUAACAAAUUAGAAAUUGUCAAAGAUGAUAAUUUUACAAAGACUGAAAAGACAUGUAAGGUCACACAAGAAAAAAAAGAAAUUUCUCAAUCUAUUGUUAUUAAGAAACCAGAAACCCGUUCAAGUAAAAAAGAAGUUGCACGUUUGUCUUUAAAUAGUUCAGAAGAUAGUAAUCUAUUUAAAUCAACACUUGAAGAAACAGUAUCUUCAAGGCAUUCUGCAAAAUCUGAUGAUCUUUAUACAACUGCUGUUGAUAACACUCACAGCUCCUCUCUUGAAAUUAACCACUCAGAUUUAUAUCACUCUGCUGCACAAGAACUGAGUGUUAAUAGUAAUGCAGAAGAAAUAUUUGAAAUAGAUCAGGCUAGUUGGAAUAAUUUCAUUUAUGUGGGUUGUUAUGCGAGAGAUAUUAUAAAAUAUCUCAGACAAAGAGAAGACCGUUUCAUUGUUACUGAUUAUAUUAGUAAUCAACCUGAAUUAACUGCAAAACACCGAGCAAUUGUUGUUAACUGGUUAGUAAGCCUGCAAGAAAUGUAUGGUUUAAAUCAUGAAGUGUUGUACAUGGCUGUCAAACUAAUUGAUCUAUAUUUAAUGGAAAAUGAAACGUUACAAAAUAAAUUUCAACUUUUGGCCUCUGGAGCAUUAUUGUUAGCUACUAAGAUUGAUGAGAGAGGGGAGCCAGGUUUUCCAUAUGACCUAGUCAAACAUAGCAAAUACAUUUAUACAGAAGAAGAAUUAUUUGUUACAGAAAGAGAAUUAUUUAGAGCUUUAAAGUAUGAAAUCAAUGUUCCUCUUUCUUAUGUGUUUUUAAGGCGAUAUGCUCGUUGUAUGAAAUGUCAAAUGAUUUUAUUAACAUUAGCAAGAUAUAUAUUGGAAUGCAGUUUGUUAGAAUACAAAUUUGUGACUUUAAAGGAUUCACUGAAAGCUGCAGCAUCCUUAUACUUGGCAUUUAAAAUGUGUAAUAAAGUAAUUGAAACAAAAGAAUUUAAAUAUACAGAUUAUGAAGUAACGACAAUAAAAGAAACAGUAAUUGAAUUUAACAACAUGUUGCAUACUCAAACUUCAAAUCUGUCUGCUGUUAAACAAAAAUAUUCGCAUGAGACUUUUUUCAAAGUUGCUAAUAAGUCAUUAUUAAGCAAUUCCAAACUUACUUUUGACUAAACCAGGAAUAUUUAGCAUGUUUGGAAAAAAAUGCAUUUUUGUUUAGUUAUCUACAGAUAUAAUAAUCAUUGUUUUUUUUUUACUUUAUUUUUUUAAUAAGGUUUUUUAGACGGGUACACUUAUUCAACAAAUUACACAUAUUAUAUAAAACGUACAAUGUAUAUUAUCCAUUUAAAAUUGUUUUGUAGUUAAUCACUUUAGAAAUAACUUGAACAAUGAAACUAUCGUUAAUUUAUAUUUAUAAU
This is a messenger RNA of Rhopalosiphum maidis (corn leaf aphid), 1804 nucleotides long. It is a transcript of the gene CycB3, whose product is annotated as G2/mitotic-specific cyclin-B3. Gene Ontology annotation, molecular function: cyclin-dependent protein serine/threonine kinase regulator activity. NCBI's taxonomy places the organism in Eukaryota, Metazoa, Arthropoda, Insecta, Hemiptera, Aphididae. The record is from RefSeq and is a predicted model, not a curated record. Gene Ontology annotation, biological process: regulation of cyclin-dependent protein serine/threonine kinase activity; mitotic cell cycle phase transition. Gene Ontology annotation, cellular component: centrosome; cyclin-dependent protein kinase holoenzyme complex; cytoplasm.